Psilocybe cubensis is the source of this 4323-nucleotide messenger RNA. RefSeq lists its product as uncharacterized. The record is from RefSeq and is a predicted model, not a curated record. Gene Ontology annotation, molecular function: protein binding. The transcript has 4 exons. Gene Ontology annotation, biological process: establishment or maintenance of actin cytoskeleton polarity; signal transduction. Bases 1 to 4323 code for a protein of 1440 amino acids. Gene Ontology annotation, cellular component: microtubule cytoskeleton; cell tip. NCBI's taxonomy places the organism in Eukaryota, Fungi, Basidiomycota, Agaricomycetes, Agaricales, Agrocybaceae.
AUGAGUGUGGACCCGCGACGGCCAACGCGCCAGGAUACUUUCGACCUGCGCGACCAGAUCCAUGCGGACGACAGCCAGAAUCUACACGCCCAUGCAGACGCGGCAUUGAACUACGGCACGGACGACGAGGAGCACUCAGUCCUCGAAGACGACUCUGAGGUCGACGAAGGCGAUGAGAUGUUUGAGGAAGACGUCUCUUCUACGCUUUCUAUUCCAAACGAAUCAAUCGACUUUGAUAUGGUGUAUGCUUUGCACAGUUUUGCCGCGACGGUGGAGGGGCAGGCGAAUGUCGUCAAGGGUGAUAGUUUGUAUCUCAUGGACGACAACAACAGCUAUUGGUGGCUGGUUCGAGUGCUCAAGACUCAAGAAGUCGGUUACAUUCCUGCAGAGAACAUCGAGACUCCCUUCGAACGUCUUGCCCGUUUGAACAAACACCGAAAUAUCGAGCUUGCUCUCCCCACUCAAGCUGAACAAGUUGAAAUUGGCAUCGGUGACAGGCGUAACAACGUACAGUUCCGCUCCGACACGAACUCCCCCACUGGAGGAGGCCGCGACAACAAUGCCAACAACAGGAGAAGCAUCCGCUUCAACUCCAUUCGCUACCACCACCGCUUUAUCCCGGGGCUCAAAGAAGGCGAAGUUGAGGACGAAGAUGACGAAUGGGACACUGAUGGAUUUGAGGAAGAAGAUCUAGAGGUGGUGCAAGACCAAAUGGAGGAAGACGAAUUCGCGUCGAUGUCGAUGGAUGUAGACGAUGGAAUGCACUGGGAUGACUCGACAGCCGAGGAUGUUCAAUUGAACCUACCCUCGGGCGCCGGUGGGGGUGCUCCAAUUCCAGAUGCAUUAAUGCCUGGGUCGAUGCGUGAGUAUCAGGAACAACAAAGGCUUCGUGCACAGCAACAGGAGCAGCUACAACUGCAAGAAGAACAGCUUGUUCGCCAGAAGAUGCAACAACAAAUGCAAUUACAGCAGCAGCAGCAACAACAGCAACAGCAACAGGCCAUGGCACAACAACAGGCUGCCCAACAAGCUGCCCUUGCUCAGCAAGCCGCUCAACAAGCUCAACAGCAACAGAGACAAAUGGAUUCUAACGCUGCAUCUGCGCAGGGUCCGCGCCGCAUCGACCCUGCAGAAGUCACUGAGACCCGCAAGAUGACUGCCACUCCGACCAUCGCUCGCGAUUCCGAGGACGGACGCACAGGGCAGUAUCUCCCCAGCAUUGUCGUCGAGGAGGAGCGCUCCAGGAGACUUCGUGACGACGAGUCGUCUCUUCUUUCCGAUGAAUCCUCGAAGAAGAAAUCUAAACCCAAGGAGAAGAUGGCCCCUCCCGUCAGCUCAGCCACAUACAACAAGCAGCAGGCUCAACAGCAGGCCCAGCAGCAGAAUGGGUCGAAGCUCCGCAAGGAGCCGUCCAUCAAGAGCGAGAAGACCGACACUGAGGAUGAAGGGAAGGACAAAAAGAAGAAGGGUGGAGUGUUUGGUGGCUUGUUUGGCCGGAAGAAUAAGGACAAGCCGAAAGACAAGAGUCCAUCGAUUGCCUCGGUGGAGAGCAACGAGUUUAGUGGCAGGGCCUCGUCGGAGUCGAGCCGAUCAAGCCAACGCCCUUCCGCGUCGGACGGCGGCAUUUCGCCCACAACGUCCGCCGCUCAGCAGCAACAGCAGGCUAUCAGCCUCCGGAAUACUGUGGCGGACAUGCGCGCCGGUUCAAACCAAGCCACCCCAUCGACUCCCGAGCGCUCCAACACCCCCCAGGUCUCCGAGCACGUCAACCAGCUAAGGCAGCGCGAUCAACAGCAAUAUACGUUGUACAAGGAGUAUCUCAAUCGAUCACCCUCAUCUCCGCCCGAGGCCCAGCCUUCGUACGGGCUGCAAUCGGCUUCAGCUGUGAUGCUCAGCUCGCCAUCCUCGAGCUCUGCAUUGGGUCCACCGACAACAAGGCCACGUCCAGGCUCGCUGAUUCUCACUAGCCCGUCUGCCAUCGAUGGCCAGGCAAAUCUGAGCGUUAUCCGCGUAUUUGCGGGCGAGAACCUACAAACCGAGGCGACGUUCAAGACUGUCCUCCUCAACCCGUCUACGACAUCAACCGAUCUUGUCCGGCAGGCUAUUCAGCGCUUCAGAUUACCCUCUGGCGAAGAUGUAGAUGAUUACUAUCUUACAGUCAAACAGGUUGAGGGUGGCGCGUCGACGGUGCUUCAGCCGGUCGAACACCCCCUGGUGGUCUUUGAGACCCUGCUCGAAUCUACAGAGUUGCCCAAAGUAAAGCGCAGCAGCGUCGGGAGCAUCAGCUCUAUAUCAAGCAACUUAUCCAUGCACCCCGCCAUCAAGAAGCUGCCCAUGAACGACUUCACAGACGACUCUGCCGUCAAGUUUUACUUGAACAGGAAGGGCGAUCAUCCAUUGGAUGACAUUCUCAACGGAGAGGACGGAGACGAAACGCUGACCAGCCCCGACCGCUCACAGGCGGAUUCCGACUUGCCACACAGUGGCAGCAAGUCGCAGUUCCUGACUGUAUCAACAGUGGGCGGCGCGAACGUCGCGCCAGAGCGGUUCACAUCGCCCGCGACGCGCUUCGCGAUGCAACUCGUCAUCUAUGCCGAGGACCUGCCCAAUGAUAUGGCGUUCCAUCCACAGACAGAGGCGAUUGUAUUCAAGAACACGCUGACCGACCCGAACGCGCCUGUGCUCGUCUCACCGAAUUUGAGGCGCAAGGUGUUUAUGUUCCCGAAGAAUGUGACAGUCGCAGAGGUAACGGAGAUCAGCCUGGAAAGGUUUGGAAUCCAGGAUGGGGUCAUUGAUGGGGGAGAUGAAGUUGAGGACAAGACGACGAAGCGUAGGAGUGGAGUCAGAGUCAGAUAUGGAUUGAUGAUUAGCAUCGAUGGUCAAGAACGCGAGUUAUCGCCGUCCAGCAAAGUAAUCGAUGCAUUCCCUCGCCCGCCGCAAUUCAAAGCGCCGAACAGUCAAAAUUCUGUGAGCAAACGCCGUUCACUGGACUCCACUCAGCUCCUUGGAUCGAUAGACGACAUCCGCCAGGAUGAUCCCGUCUUCGUCCUCCGCCGUUCCACAUCCUAUCGCAACUCCACCUCACGCAAACGCUUCUCUGCACCACUCGACGAAAUUGCACUGCAGCACCUGCACCGCGAGUCGACCUCAAGUUUCAACUCCGAGGCCGUUGCGCAGCUGGAAGAGAAAGACAGGGAACGGGAGGGCGGCAAGCUCAAGCAGCCGUCGCGGCAGGAGAUUAUAGCUGCGCAGCGCGCUGCCACACGCGCGACACAAAAGGCGAUCGUUUCCGCGUCGACCAAUUCCGUGCGCGGGAUGGACGUGUUGCUCCCUGGCAACGCGGUGCUCCGCAGCGCGCGAUACGAUACGGGCGACCGCAUGCGCUACUCGUACGUCGAACCCGACGGCGAGACAUAUGAUGUGAGUGAUAUCAUUGAAGAGGAGUGGCGCGAGAUGCACAACGGCGGUGGUGGUGGCGGGAAUAAUAACAAGAACGACCUACUUGAGGGCGUGUUCAUCCGCAACAAGGACGGGAUUGGGGAGAAGCUUGACAGGGUGCUGCAUAAGAUUCGCAAGGGCAAGGGCCGCGACCGGGGCAGCAGGGACUACGCGUCGCUGUCGAGCGUGAGUGCGGAUAGCCGACCUUUGUCGACGUUGUCGGCUACACUCUCGACGUCAGAAUAUUCCGUGGACGACGGUGAGAAUCCUUCGCGCUCGGUAACGCCAGGCUCUGCGGCGCUCGCUGGCAAAAUGAAUAUGGAGAAGCGCGAGCCGACCGAGCAGGAAAGUCUCGCGCGCUCCACGCCUGUUGCUAAUGCCAGCCCCGAACAGCAGAGGGCGGCUAGUCGACCCGGGACAACGACACCGACUGGCGUGCGGACGAGCCCGACGCCCACUGCGAACAUCAACGCAAACAACCGGCGCAACCCAUCCAUCGCCUCAAUCAUGUCGGUCAAUUCUGGAGGACGGUCUACACCCGUUCAAUCUCAGUCAAGCUUGUCGCGCGUAGAGGAGGAGAAUAGUAAAUCCCGAAGCACGCCCUCUAGCACGCGUUCGCAGCAGCAACAGCGACGCAUCGUGAUACCCAAAGACGACUUUGGUCUGACGCAGAUGAUGUCGAUUAUUGAGUACAAGGCGUCCGUGCCCAGUAAGCCGACCCCGCGCCCACACCCUGUGGAUGAGUUGCUGUUUGGCACGCCGCUGGAUUUGCAGGCGCUGCACCCCUCGGUAAGGGAUAUAUAUGCGGAUGGGUUCAAGCAUCUCGAAGAGAUUGACAAGGUUCUGGAUAGUUAUAUUGGGAGGUCUGUCGUGGGCGCUUUCUAA